Messenger RNA from Thyridium curvatum, 390 nucleotides. RefSeq lists its product as uncharacterized. Gene Ontology annotation, biological process: replication fork processing; kinetochore assembly; resolution of meiotic recombination intermediates. Gene Ontology annotation, cellular component: FANCM-MHF complex; Fanconi anaemia nuclear complex. NCBI's taxonomy places the organism in Eukaryota, Fungi, Ascomycota, Sordariomycetes, Thyridiales, Thyridiaceae. The transcript is spliced from 2 exons. Bases 1 to 390 code for a protein of 129 amino acids. The record is from RefSeq and is a predicted model, not a curated record.
AUGGCACCUAAGCAAGGAACCUCGGCGCAACGCACCAGCACAUCCUCACGGGGUAGUUCCGGCGCGGCCAGAGGACGUGGCAGACCGAGAGCGGCCGAGCGGGCAGAAUCAUCACCUUCCCACGGUGCUGAGGUCGAGCAAGUCGAGGACGAGCGGGAGGAAGAGAACCAGCAAAAGACCAUCCCAGCAGAACUAUUGACUCGCCUGCUUCACGAGUUCUUUGAGAGCGAGAGUACGCGAAUCACCAAGGAUGCCAACGGCGCGGUUGCCAAGUACAUGGACAUCUUUGUGAGGGAGGCCAUUGCCAGGGCGGCGGCGGAGAGAGAGGCGGGUUUCUUGGAGGUUGAGGACCUUGAGAAGGUUGCGCCGCAGCUUUUGCUUGAUCUGUGA